Molecule: messenger RNA, 531 nt
Organism: Pelmatolapia mariae (spotted tilapia)
Lineage: Eukaryota; Metazoa; Chordata; Actinopteri; Cichliformes; Cichlidae
Gene: edn3b
Product: endothelin 3b
Exons: 4
Coding region: 1-531 (176 amino acids)
Biological process (GO): intracellular calcium ion homeostasis; vein smooth muscle contraction; regulation of vasoconstriction
Cellular component (GO): extracellular region
Molecular function (GO): hormone activity; endothelin B receptor binding
Source: RefSeq, a predicted model, not a curated record
AUGCUGUCCAUCCUCACAAGAGUCGUGCUUUUCAAGAUACUGGCAGUUAUUGUCUUGCAAGCUGCUUCUAAUAACGGUAUCUUGGCGUCCCGCGCCUUGGUCCAAUUGGACUCAAAGGUGUUUGGCUCCCGGGGAUCCGCUGACUCACAGCUGUCUGAGACAACAGAAGCAAAGUCCAGACAAAAGCGCUGCACCUGUUAUUCCUACAAGGAUAAAGAGUGCGUCUACUACUGCCACUUGGAUAUCAUCUGGAUCAACACCCCCGAGCGCACUGUGCCGUACGGAAUGUCGAGCUACAGAGGACGUCAGCGAAAACGACGUGGUGUUCAGCCGUCCCAAUACGAGGGGGCAGAGACACCGCGCUGCCGUUGUGUUGCGACCGAUGCAGACCCGGAGUGUCGUGAUUUUUGUCUGUCAAGCCCCACGAUAGAUUGGCGACGUGUCCAGGUGUACCCUGCCUCUCACGCUAUGACACCUAGGAUAGGCUCCAGCCCCCUCCAGGCUCCAGCCCCCCUCUCAACCCUGAAUUAG